Molecule: messenger RNA, 1062 nt
Organism: Micromonas pusilla CCMP1545
Lineage: Eukaryota; Viridiplantae; Chlorophyta; Mamiellophyceae; Mamiellales; Mamiellaceae
Exons: 2
Coding region: 1-1062 (353 amino acids)
Molecular function (GO): protein binding
Source: RefSeq, a predicted model, not a curated record
AUGGGGGAGAAGCGAAGUCUCGAAGACUCGGGUCGGGACGCGUCUGACUCGAAGGUUUUGAAGGCGUCGAGCGAUGUCGCGGCGACAGGGGAGAAGAAGAAAGAGCUCCCUCCGUUCUUGAAAGCGAAGCUUCGCGCGCGGGGAAUUAACGUCGACGGCGACACCGCGAACGACAGCGGAGAAGCGACGACCACAGCCGCGGGAGCGGGAGCUUCCUCGACCGAAGAUCCCCUCCCCGAAGGCUGGGCUGAGGCGAUCGAUAAGACGUACGGAACGAAGUAUUACUACAACGCGAAGCUUGGGCAGAGCUCGUGGACGCGACCGCGAGCCUCGGUUGCGCCCGCGGCGGUGAGCGUGACCGCGCCGUCGUCUACGCUCCCCCCGGGUUGGAAAGAAGCCGUGGAUCCGAAGACCGGAAGAACGUACUACUGUAACCCGUUCACGUCCUCGACCAGCUGGGAGAAACCGAUAGACGCGGCGGCGAUCGCGAAGAUGAAACGAUGCAAGGGGUGUGGAGGUUUCGGCAGGGGGCUCGUUAAAGCGCACGGAUUUUGUCUGCACUGCAGCAGAAUCCUGAACAAGCCAGUCGAAGGACUCGCCGCGACGACGCGAGUUCCGAUGAAAAGUCCAGGGGCGCAACACGUCGUGCCUGAACAAAGAGCGAGCGCCGUGGUCAUAUCUCGGGGACCGGAAAAGGUUGUGGCACACGCGGUGGCACGUGCUGGAAUAGGCCCGACUCCACAUCCAAGGGUUGUUCCCGUGGCGAGCACGAGCGACCCGGAGCCAGACACCGCGAACGUCCGUUCUAGACCGCCGCCGAUGGGAAAACCAAGACGCGCUGCCCCGGCGGGGAUCGAUCCCAUGGAUCCGUCCUCGUACUCUGAUGCGCCCGUUGGAGGAUGGGGGUCGGGUCUGCCCCAGCCCGGGCAGCCGAGAGCUGGUGGGGAUAACACCGCCCUUCCCGCGCCAGGUGCGGUCUUGCGACAGAAUAAGAAGGCAGAAGAAGCGAAGAAAACACCGUUCAUCGCGGGCAAGGACGGCUUGGGGGAAAACGACAUGUAG